Striga asiatica is the source of this 1686-nucleotide messenger RNA. The record is from the annotation of a GenBank genome assembly. NCBI's taxonomy places the organism in Eukaryota, Viridiplantae, Streptophyta, Magnoliopsida, Lamiales, Orobanchaceae.
UUUCUUGCAACCUUGCUCUUUCUUUUCCCUUUCUAUUUUCCCACUCAAAACACAAACUUGUGCCCACAGCCCUUCCCACACGCGCCGCCGGUCGUCACCCCCCUACCCACACGCACACCACGCGCGAAAGAUGCGCCGGCGCGCCUUCCUCCUCCUCCUCCUCGCCCUCGCUGCGUGCCUCCCACGCGCCGCUCCCAAGUCGACAAUCGAGCCCUGCUCCGACUCCGGCGCCUGCUCCGCCCUCGUCGGCUACACCCUCUACACCGACCUGAAGGUCUCGGAGGUGGCCUCCCUCUUCGCCGUCGAUCCCGUCGCCCUCCUCCUCGCCAACGCCGUCGACGCUUCCCUCCCCGACGUCGAGAACCGCAUCCUCCCCUCCCAGCUCUUCCUCAGGGUCCCCGUCCGCUGCGCCUGCGUCAACGGGAUCCGCCAGGCCGCCGCCGUCGCCUACCGGACCCUCCCCUCCGACUCCCUCGCCUCCAUAUCCGCCGCCGUCUACGGCGGCCUCGUCUCGCCGGAGCAGAUCCUGGCGGCAAACCCUCACGCCGGGAUCACCGACCCCGAUGGCAUCCUCCCCGGCGGAGCCCGGCUCAGCAUCCCACUCCCCUGCACCUGCUUCAACAACACCGACAACAAUCUCCCGGCAGUUUACAUGUCCUAUGUUGUGCGAACGGCCGUGGACACCUUGUCAGGGAUUGCUGCCAGGUAUCUGACCACCGUCACAGAUUUGAUGAAUGUCAAUAGCAUGGCCAGCCAGGAUAUUAAGGAUGGUGAUAUUCUUGCAAUCCCUUUGUCUGCUUGUGCAUCGAAUUUCCCGACCUAUAGUGAGGACUACGGCUUGGUUGUUCCCAACGGUAGUUACGCUAUCACCGCAAGUCACUGUGUUCUCUGCAGUUGUGGGCCCGGAAACCGCAAUUUGUACUGUGAGCCAGCCCCAUUGGAAGUUUUUUGCUCGAGCAUGCAAUGCAGAAAUAGCAAUCUCAUGAUCGGUAAUAUUACCGCCCAACAAUCCUCGGCCGGUUGCAACGUGACUUCUUGCGGUUACAGUGGAUUUGUGAACGGGAGCAUUUCCACAACGUUGUCCACAUACCUACAACCUAGAUGCCCAGGACCUCAGCAGUUUCCAACGCUUAUUGCUCCACCGACAACUGUCCCGGGAUUAUAUUCUCCGGCUCCAUCCCCAUCAGAACCUGGAGGCAUUAUUCCAUCAACCAACACAGUGCCCUCGUCUAUUGGGCUUCCACCGACUGGUGGGCCCACUGGGCUCAUGUCCGGUUCGUCUGGCGCUUGCUCCUUAAUGGGCCACUCUACCGGAUUUAUUGUAAUGCUGUUGUUAGUCUUAGGUUUAGUUGUCGAGUGUUUGUUUUAUCGUCCGUAGAGCUGCUGUAGUUUCGUGGUUCUGAGUAGUGGAAUUGUGGAGCUUUGGGACCUUGAUUUUGUGUACUUUUUCUUGAUUGGUUAUGAAAUGGUCCCCUGAGUGUAAUUUGUAUUUGGUCAGUUUGUUAGGAUUGCUUGAAAAACUUGGGAUUUUUUUUUUUUUUUGUUUUCAUGUGUUGCUAAAAAUUUUCUGGCAAUUUUUUGAGCUUAUAUGGUAGUGUUCAAACAUUUUACUGUGUAGUUUCCUUUAGUACUAAGGUCUAACCUAUUUACUGUUAGAACGGAAUGAAUGAUAAACCAACCCCUGAG